This is a messenger RNA of Tachysurus vachellii, 5150 nucleotides long. RefSeq names its product solute carrier family 17 member 7a (gene slc17a7a). Gene Ontology annotation, cellular component: excitatory synapse; synaptic vesicle membrane. The transcript has 13 exons. Gene Ontology annotation, biological process: synaptic transmission, glutamatergic; monoatomic anion transport; neurotransmitter loading into synaptic vesicle. The record is from RefSeq and is a predicted model, not a curated record. Gene Ontology annotation, molecular function: neurotransmitter transmembrane transporter activity; L-glutamate transmembrane transporter activity. Lineage: Eukaryota; Metazoa; Chordata; Actinopteri; Siluriformes; Bagridae. Bases 64 to 1830 code for a protein of 588 amino acids.
CGCACUUGACCAGGAGUGUACGGGAGUGUGCGCGCGCGAGUCGGGACACCGGGAGUCGUGACCAUGGAGAUCCGCCCGGACCGCUUUAAGGCUGUGGCAGGAAAAACCCUAGGAAAGAUACACAGGAUCCUCGAGAAGAGACAAGAGAAUGGCGAGACCAUCGAGCUGUCAGCCGAGGGAAGGCCAGAGAUGGUGGAGGAGAAGGAACUGCCCAUUGUGGACUGCACCUGCUUUGGGAUGCCUCGCCGCUACAUCAUCGCCAUUCUCUCUGGUAUUGGAUUUUGCAUCUCCUUCGGCAUACGCUGCAAUCUCGGUGUGGCCAUCGUCAGCAUGGUCAAUGACCACACAGUGUAUUAUGGAAAAAAACCCGUCAUAAUGGCUGCUCAAUUCACAUGGGACCCAGAGACAGUGGGAAUGAUCCACGGUUCAUUUUUCUGGGGUUACAUCGUUACGCAGAUCCCAGGAGGCUUCAUCUGUCAGAAGUUUGCUGCCAACAAAGUGUUUGGCUUUGCGAUUGUGGCCACAUCCACUCUGAACAUGCUGAUCCCGGCUGCUGCGCGGAUCCACUAUGGAUGUGUCAUCAUGGUCAGGAUAUGCCAGGGUCUUGUGGAGGGUGUGUCAUAUCCUGCAUGCCAUGGGAUUUGGGCCAAAUGGGCUCCACCUCUUGAGAGAAGCCGAUUGGCCACGACAGCAUUCUGUGGGUCAUAUGCGGGCGCUGUGGUGGCGAUGCCCCUGGCUGGAGUGUUAGUGCAGUAUACUGGAUGGUCGUCUGUUUUUUAUGUAUAUGGUUGCGUCGGAAUACUGUGGUAUCUCUUCUGGAUCUUAGUGUCAUAUGAGAGUCCAGCUGUUCAUCCAACAAUCAGUCCAGAGGAAAGGAAGUAUAUCGAGGAUGCCAUUGGAGAGACAGCAGGGCUGGUUAACCCCCUUCAGAAAUUCAAAACCCCUUGGCGUCAUUUCUUCACCUCAAUGCCAGUGUACGCCAUCAUCGUGGCCAACUUCUGCAGAAGCUGGACCUUCUACCUGCUCCUCAUCAGCCAGCCUGCAUACUUCGAGGAGGUUUUUGGUUUCGAGAUCAGCAAGGUGGGGAUGGUAUCUGCGCUGCCUCACCUGGUGAUGACCAUCGUAGUGCCGCUGGGGGGCCAGCUGGCUGACUACCUGAGAUCACACAACAUAAUGAGUACCACUAAUGUCCGCAAGCUCAUGAACUGCGGAGGAUUUGGAAUGGAGGCCACACUGCUGUUGGUGGUAGGAUUCUCUCACACUAAAGGAGUGGCUAUAUCAUUCCUCGUCCUUGCUGUUGGCUUCAGUGGAUUUGCUAUCUCAGGCUUUAAUGUGAAUCAUUUGGACAUAGCGCCACGUUAUGCCAGCAUCCUGAUGGGUAUUUCUAAUGGAGUGGGCACCUUAUCGGGCAUGGUGUGCCCUCUUAUAGUGGGAGCCAUGACCAAACAUAAGACACGUGAAGAGUGGCAAUAUGUCUUCCUCAUUGCAUCGUUAGUGCAUUAUGGGGGUGUAGUUUUCUAUGGGCUAUUUGCGUCGGGAGAGAAACAGCCAUGGGCCGACGCUGAGGACACGAGCCAGGAGAAAUGCGGCAUCUUGGAAGAAGACGAGUUGGCCAAUGAGACUGAAGAGCUUUACAGAACGGGCGGACAGUACGGAGCCAUUAACCAGCCAACCACGGCCGGUCCAAACAAGAGUGGAGGUGGGGGUGGGGGUGGGGGUUUGGGUGGAGCUGGAUGGGUCUCAGACUGGGACAAAACAGAAGAAUAUGUACAACCAGUCGGGAGAAAUAGUUAUCUUUAUGGAGAAGAGGGUGAAAGGCAGCUCACGUAGUGGGAGUGGGCCACAUUUCCUGCCCCAGAGAGUUGGAGUCUAGCAAAAUAAUUCCCUGCUCAUAGAUACAAAGUGAUGUAUAGGUGGAUCCUCAAUAAGCCCCAUGCUGGACAAAGCUUUUGUUUAGAUGGACAGGGACACCAAUAAGAUUUAAGGGUCUCUCUCCAUACAGAUUAAUGUAAAAGUCUUUUUGUUGUUCUAGUCUUUCUUCACUUUUAGCAAGAGGGUUUCUGGAUAGCAUUUAAUUCUUCAUAGUUUUACAUAGAACCUUUGUUACUAAGGGACCCCAAAGGGACAAAAUCGAGAAUCAAUUUUUUCUCUGUACCCAGACCCCCUGAAAUCAAGGCUAGUAUUUGUAGGUGGUUGUGUGAGUGAAUUUGAAAACUGGAAAAUGGAGAAAGUACAGUAUGUGAAUGAUUUACUGGCCUUUUGGUUAAUGUUAGCUAGCUUAGCUUGGCUAAGUAGCUAAAAAUAAAUAUAGAUAUUGAUAUUUUAUUAGUGAAAGUAAUAAAAUUGUCUGAAUUCAGAACGUGCACAGAAGAUUUGUUUUCCAAAUUCACGUUUUUAUUGUGUCUAGUUGGAUUUGCGCCCAUGUUCUUUUGGCUGUGAAUUACAGCCAUAGGGCUUGUUAUAUUCCUGAAUUUUCCAUCAACGCAACACAAAUCACAGCCAAGUUAACAUUAUUUAUAGACCUACUGUACGUGUUUUUGAGUUAACAAAACGUGAAUCAUUUCAAGUGACCUGUUAAAGUAAUAAAUUUCAACACGAUAAUAAUGCUUCAUUUGAGGCGAAGAUGCACCUAAUAUUUUCCAGUAAAAGCCACCAAAAAAGCCCCCUUUAAAUGGUCUUUCUAUAUCCUAGUUUAUUUCUUUACUCUUUAAUUAAUUUAAUGCAGUAUUGGCAUUAGACCAGUUCGUAUACAGACAAAUCUAUAUGUUAUCAUUAACUACUGACCGCUGAUUUGAGAAGGCAUUCGGCAACAUUAAAGUUAUCUAAAGUUAGCCGGAUAGCGUCUUGCUAAUGCUACUCAAUAUCGUCUGCUAGCUAAAGUGUUGCUAACGCUCUAUGGUAUUUUCUGGCGUUGUUGUGCUGCAAUUUUAGUCUUUAUGGGUUUACUAUACUAAGACAGUAUUUAUAUUCACUUAGGCAUGUAAAUGUACAUUUAAAGUAACUUUUUUUGAGAGUUUUUUUGUGUUUUUUCCAUUUGACACGGUGAAUAUUACGAAGUGGGCAAAUUACAUUAAUGUAAAGGUGCCAUGAAUGCAGCAUAAGCUUCAUUAUAACUUUGAUAAUUGUGCGUAACUCUUGCUAUGCUUCACAAAUCCCUGGGGGUCUCUGAAUGACACUUUUAGAACCACUUGUAGACCUUGUCGACCAGUACAUCCUGGUGUCUAUUUCAUGCCAAUUAAACAUCUUCCUGCUCAGCUAGGAUGGUUUACCUUUCAUUUGAGUAAGUUUGCUUUGCUAAUCAAAAGUUUUGCCCACCAAAGCUUGGGAAUUUGCUGUCCAACCUCAGGCUUCAUUUAAAUAAUAAGUCUGUGGAGCUGCAGCUAAAUACUUCAGCAGAGUAAACCUGGGACUACUGGAUAUUUGGUUAAAUCAGGUGUCUUUGAGCAGGGAAAUCACUAACCUGGAUUUCUGAUGGAUUUUAGCUCUCCAAGGCUGGACUUGAAACCCCAUGAGUUAAGCUGGUAGAGCAAAUUUAUUUGAAUGGGAAAGAUAGAAUGAAAUCCUGAACACGGUGACAUAUUUAGUGUGAAGCAAACUCCAAUUUAAUAUAAUGGAUGGGAAGUAAGAUGGCACCACUACAAUGAGCAAAUGUUGAUGAAUAUGCUGUUAGAAAAAGAAAUUCUUUAAGGGUUGGAUAAUUGAGCGUUCCUAGCUUUCAAAAUGGGUUCUAUCGGGUACCGUCUGUUCUAGGCUUUAAAAAAAAGGCCUUCUUAAGAGUUCUUAUGAAGAAAUGUAGAUAUUUAAUAAUGAUGUUAAUUGUAUGAAAUGAUAGUGAAAGGUGUGUCAGGCUUUUGAAUGUGAAUUUGAACUGUGUGUAAGUGUGUGUGUGUGGGUCAGUGUGGAAUUUGACGGUGCUGUGAUCUAAUUUCAAUAUUUUCAGGCUUUUUGCCAAAAUCACUGUAAUGCACUUAAUAUGAGGAUAAAUACCAGAUGUGUUCCUUUAGUGUAAGCUUGCAUGUGUGUACCUGUGUGUGUGUGUGUGUGUGUGUGUGUGUGUUUCAUUUCUGUGCACAAUUCCUUGUGUUUGUCCAUGGUUCCAUGGUCAGCACACAGCUAGCCCUCUCUGCCUCAUGCUCUAAUAAUAGAUUUUCUUAUUAAACCUGAAUUCCACAGAUCAUAUACGUCAGAUUAGUGGUGUGUGUGUGUGUGUGUGUGUGUGUGUGUGUGUGUGUGUGUGUGUGUUUGCAUGUAUGCUUAUAUGUAGCCCUACAGAAUUAUUGGCACCCUUUACAGUCAUUUAAAUCUUUGGAAAAUAAUUUAUUAGAUCUUGUAGAUUUAGUUUUCUUCAAAUAAAAAUAUUAGAGGAUUUUCUAGUCUUUUUUUUUUUUUUCAAAUAUGUGGCAAAAUUAUUCACACUCCAAAUGAAUAUUUUAAAUACAUGUAAACAAAUUAGUUUGAUUUGAGUUUUUUCUAUUUUUACAGUAUUACUAUAUUUCAAAAUAUAGAGCUGAAAAUAUAAUUUAUUGCAUGUGUUAUUCAUAACAUGUAUGUUUGUAAUAUUAUAUGAAUUUCAUGAUGGGUGUCAAUAAUCUGUGUGUGUGUGUGUGUGUGUGUGUGUGUGUGUGUGUGUGUGUGUGUGUGUGUGCGUGUGUGUGUGCGUGUGUGUGUGUGUGUUUAAAUGAGAUAAAAGCUCUAAAAAUAGUUGUAAUGUGAAGUACAGUAACGAUAGAAACCUGCUAGACAACCUUCUAUCUCAUUUCUUAUUUCCAGUAACACACAGCUAUUCACACUCCAUGUUGUGAAAUCCUGAUUCCAUGUCUGUUUAUCAACCAGCACUUGGCACAAGACAAUUUCACAUCUUUUGAAACACUCUAUCUAGGGUUUAGUUAAAGCAGAACAGAACUAAAGCGUCAAGGAAAUGAUAGAAACAAUUUUGACGUUUUCCUUUAAAAUGUGAUGUUUCUACUUUUUGGAUAUUUUUUUUUAGUUCCUCUCUCAUUGUUUUCCCACAAUGCUGUGAUUAUGUGUGACAAAUGAAUAAAUUGUUAGAUAGUCCUUUUUUUUUUUGGAAAACAAAUAAAUGAAAAGAAGUGAAUAAAUUCUACAUGUGAAAUUUCCCUAUGUACAAUUAAACCGAUGAAUUAAGCACA